Messenger RNA from Aspergillus piperis CBS 112811, 870 nucleotides. Its product is annotated as NADH dehydrogenase [ubiquinone] 1 beta subcomplex subunit 9. The record is from RefSeq and is a predicted model, not a curated record. The transcript is spliced from 5 exons. Lineage: Eukaryota; Fungi; Ascomycota; Eurotiomycetes; Eurotiales; Aspergillaceae. Bases 159 to 458 code for a protein of 99 amino acids. Gene Ontology annotation, biological process: mitochondrial electron transport, NADH to ubiquinone.
GAUCAUUAACGGCUAGGUAACUGAACGAGCUGUAAACUUCGUGCAAAAAUCAAUAUAGACUACAACCAGACAGCCGUGAUUCACAAACACGGCAGACCCGAGAGCAAAGUGUCUUAAAACAACUCAGGCCUACGGAACGGAACUGCUGCAGAAUCAGGAUGCCUCUCAACGCUGGCGCUUCACUUUAUCGACGGUCCCUGAAACUGGCCCUUGAUUGGGCCGUUCACCGCCAUAUCUGGAGAGGACAAGCUGUGUAUAUCCGCUCACUUUUCGAGGCCAACAAAGAUGUUCGCGAUCCCCGUCAGCAGAAGGUACUGCUUCAAGAGACAGAAAAGCUCCUAGAGACAUGGAAACACCCUGACCCUUACCGCGCACCUACGGCCCCGGGUGGCAGCAAGUACGAGAGAAACAUUCCCGCCCCUCAAUUGCCCCUUGCUUCGGACAGCUCGGCACACUGAGUAUGACUGCAGCUCCUAUGCGCAGUUAUCUUGUAUUCCUAGGUCCAUAGAUGAGAAUAAAUUGCGUACUACAUCCAUAUAUCCUGGGGGACCUUUAAUUGCAUAAAUAUUGGGCCACUUCUAGGUGAAAACAGCUCAAAGGACACCAUUUGGUCUUCACUAGGCGAGCGCACUCCUUACACGAGUCUUGACUAGGAUAGAAAAUUAAAUCCGUGAAAAUGCUGUCGGUAUCAUUCCAUGUCCGUAGACAUAAUGUACAACCAUAAACUGUGGAAACUAGAAAAAAGAAAACGCAGAGCCAUAAACGUUCCGACCAGAACCCCGUUAUCACAUCAAUAAGAGAACCAAACCGCGCCGAAUCAGAGAACCCAAAUUAGAAAGAAAUUGUUUACAGCUCCUGGCUUCCCGGGCC